AUGACUCGUCUGGAGGCACUGGUUGAUCGAAUGGAUGUGUACUUAAGUCUAAGAUUCUGCUUCGUGCUGCAGAUUAUAUUGAUAUUGGCGUGGGUAGAGGCCCACAAUGCAGGUCUCCACGAACACCAACUUCAGGGAGGCUUGGAGAGGAAUACUGAGAGCAUUGCCUCACACUCUUGCAUACAUGACCAAAUUCUUGAACAAAGGAAGCGUCCUGGUCGCAAGGUGUAUUCAGUUACCCCACAGUUUUAUGAGCCUGGUCGCUUGAAACACCUUCAGCAUAAAGGUAGGGCAUUACUUCAUGUGUCAACGCAAUCAAGUUCUCAAGAGGAUGCAAAGAGGCCUAUUAGGAUAUAUCUAAAUUAUGAUGCUGUUGGCCACUCUUCUGACAGGGAUUGUCGAGCACUUGGUGACAUUGUCAAACUUGGGGAGCCUCCCAUGACUUCUCCUCCUGGUUUUCCCUCUUGCGAUCCCCAUGGUAAUCCUCCAAUAUUUGGUGAUUGUUGGUAUAACUGCACUUCUGAAGAUAUCUCAGGGGAGGACAAAAAACAUCGCCUUCGUAAGGCCUUAGGUCAGACGGCUGACUGGUUUAGGAGAGCAUUGGCAGUUGAACCUGUCAAGGGGAACUUGCGGUUAAGUGGGUAUUCUGCAUGUGGACAAGAUGGGGGUGUGCAGCUUCCGCGUGGAUAUAUUGAGGAGGGUGUCUCUGAUGCCGACCUGGUUCUUUUGGUGACUACAAGACCUACAACUGGAAAUACACUUGCCUGGGCAGUGGCAUGCGAGCGAGAUCAGUGGGGGCGUGCUAUAGCUGGACAUGUUAAUGUUGCGCCCCGCCAUUUGACUGCUGAGGCAGAGACUUUACUUUCAGCUACUCUUAUACACGAGGUUAUGCAUGUUCUUGGUUUUGAUCCACAUGCCUUUUCUCAUUUUAGAGAUGAAAGGAAAAGACGGCGUGAUCAGGUUACGGAACAAGUUAUGGAUGAAAAGCUUGGACGGAUGGUAACACGAGUGGUGCUUCCUCGUGUUGUCAUGCAUUCUCGAUAUCAUUAUGCGGCGUUCUCAGGAAAUUUUUCUGGUUUAGAGCUGGAAGAUGGUGGAGGACGUGGCACAUCAGGGUCUCACUGGGAGAAAAGGCUUCUGAUGAAUGAGAUUAUGACUGGUUCUGUGGAUACAAGAUCUGUUGUUUCAAAAAUGACAUUAGCUCUUCUAGAAGAUAGUGGAUGGUACAAGGCCAAUUAUAGUAUGGCAGACCGUCUUGAGUGGGGUCGCAACCAAGGUACUGAGUUUGUUACCUCCCCGUGCAAUCUUUGGAAGGGAGCCUAUCGUUGCAACACGACACAGUUUUCUGGCUGUACAUAUAACAGGGAGGCAGAGGGAUACUGCCCCAUCCUAACUUAUAGUGGAGACCUCCCACAGUGGGCUCGGUAUUUUCCGCAAGCUAAUAAGGGUGGACAAUCCUCAUUAGCUGAUUAUUGUACUUAUUUUGUUGCUUACUCUGAUGGAUCAUGUACAGACACUAACAGUGCACGAGCACCUGAUAGAAUGCUAGGUGAAGUCAGAGGAAGUAACUCUAGGUGUAUGGCUUCAUCACUAGUACGGACAGGCUUUGUACGAGGUUCAAUGACCCAGGGAAAUGGUUGUUAUCAGCACAGGUGUAUCAACAAUUCUUUAGAGGUUGCUGUGGAUGGUAUCUGGAAAGUGUGUCCUCAAGCUGGUGGACCCAUUCAGUUCCUUGGCUUUAACGGUGAAUUAGUCUGCCCAGCCUACCAUGAACUCUGUAACACUGACCCGAUAGCUGUGUCUGGUCACUGCCCUAAUUCAUGUAAUUCCAAUGGAGAUUGUGUUGAUGGAAAAUGCCGAUGCUUUCUUGGAUUUCACGGGAAUGAUUGCAGUAGACGUUCCUGCCCCAGCAAAUGCAAUGGCAAUGGAAUGUGCCUUUCCAAUGGGAUUUGUGAAUGUAAACCUGGCUAUACCGGCAUUGAUUGCUCCACUGCUGUGUGUGACGAGCAAUGCAGCCUUCAUGGUGGGGUUUGUGAUAAUGGGGUUUGUGAAUUUCGCUGUUCUGACUAUGCGGGAUAUACAUGCCAGAACAGCUCUAUGCUCCUCUCUAGUCUUUCGGUGUGUAAAAAUGUGCUGGGAAAUGAUGUUUCUGGACAGCAUUGUGCGCCCAGUGAGCCUAGCAUACUUCAACAGCUGGAAGAAGUAGUUGUUAUACCCAACUACCAUCGAUUAUUCCCUGGUGGUGCUAGGAAAUUAUUUAACAUAUUUGGCAGCACCUACUGUGAUGAGACUGCUAAACGUCUUGCCUGCUGGAUUUCAAUCCAGAAGUGUGACAAAGAUGGAGAUAACAGGCUUCGGGUAUGCCAUUCUGCAUGUCAGUCUUAUAAUCUAGCAUGUGGAGCUUCGCUUGACUGCUCUGAUCAGACCCUUUUCAGCAGUGACGGGGAAGGGGAGGGUCAGUGCACUGGCUCUGGUGAGAUGAAAUUGUCAUGGUUUAAUCGUCUACGAAGCACUUUUUCUUUGAGAAAUAGAUCCUUGAAAGGAAUAUCUGCUAAAUUGGAUGAGGUUGCAGAUUUGGCUUUCAAAGAGGAGAGCCUUUUGUAG
Molecule: messenger RNA, 2604 nt
Organism: Sphenostylis stenocarpa
Lineage: Eukaryota; Viridiplantae; Streptophyta; Magnoliopsida; Fabales; Fabaceae
Source: the annotation of a GenBank genome assembly